Propithecus coquereli (Coquerel's sifaka) is the source of this 1245-nucleotide messenger RNA. Its product is annotated as butyrophilin-like protein 1. Gene Ontology annotation, biological process: T cell receptor signaling pathway; regulation of cytokine production. The record is from RefSeq and is a predicted model, not a curated record. Gene Ontology annotation, molecular function: signaling receptor binding. NCBI's taxonomy places the organism in Eukaryota, Metazoa, Chordata, Mammalia, Primates, Indriidae. The transcript is spliced from 11 exons. Bases 1 to 1245 code for a protein of 414 amino acids. Gene Ontology annotation, cellular component: external side of plasma membrane.
AUGGGAGAUGAAGGGACGGUUUCCUCCAUGGGCCCUAGCUCGGAGGAAAUGGAGAAUUGCUCCAGCCACUCUUUGCUCUGCCGUCUCACCUCCCUGCUUCUGGUCCUGCAGCUGCCCACCUGGGUGUCCGCAGACGAGUUCCUUGUGAUUGGACCCUUGGACCCCAUUGUGGCGGUGCUGGGCGGGAAUGCCACGCUGCCCUGCUCCCUCUCCCCAGCCUUGAGUGCGGAGAACAUGGAGCUGAGGUGGUUCCGCAGCAAGUUCUCAGACGCGGUGUUUGUCUAUCGGAACGGACGGGAGCAGAAGGAGGAGCAAAUGGCCCAGUACGCAGGGCGGACCUCGCUAGUGAGGGACUUCCUCACCGACGGGGAGGCUGCUGUGCGUAUCCACAAGGUCCGCGCUGCUGACCAUGGGCUGUACACCUGCUUCUUCAAAAAGGGAGCCUUCUACGAAGAGGCCACCUUGGAACUGAAGGUGGCAGGGGUGGGCUCUUCCCCUCAAGUACGCAUCGACGGGCCAGAGGAUGACGGGGUCCGCGUGGUGUGCAUGGCCUCGGGGUGGUUCCCAAAGCCCCAAGUGCAGUGGAGGGACCUCAGUGGAGAGAAGUUCCUGGGGUUCUCCGAGGCCCAUGCCCAAGACGCUGAAGAGCUGUUCAGUGUGGAGGCCGCUCUGGUGGUGAGAGACAGCUCUGUGGGGACUGUGACCUGCUCCAUCCUCAACCCCAUCCUGGGCCAGGAGAAGGCGAUGGCCAUUUUCAUCUCAGAGCCCUUCUUCCCUCAGGCCUCUCCCUGGAAGCCAGCAUUUGCUGUGACCAUGGUCAUGUUGGGUCUCCUGCUCUUUGGGGCUGGAUAUUUUAUUAAAAGGGAACAAACCACAAAGUUGCAGGAGCAGCAGAAACGGGAGAAUCUGCGCCGGGCUAAGGAGGAGGACCAGAAGGCAAAGGAGGAGGCGCUGAGGGCUGGCGAUGAACUCCAGGCAGAUCUCGACUGGAGGAAGGAAGCUUACAUGGUUGCCUGGAGGAAGGCCCAGCUGUAUGCAGAUUGGCGGACGGAACAGUUCCAGGCCUGGUCUGUCACUCUGAAUACAAGCUCUGCCCAUUCCAACCUGGCCAUCUCUGAGGACAAGAAGAGUGUGACCUGGAAGGACACCUGUGGUGAUUCAACUGGCAGCUUCAGUGUGUUGGGUCUUGAGGGCAUCACGUCAGGGCGACAUUACUGGGAGACAGAGGAGCUGCGAAACCUCUGA